AUGAAUCUAAGUGAAGAUGCUUUAAUCCAAAUAUUUCAUCAAUUGGACAGUAUUUCUAUUUCAAAUUUUAUUCUUUCUUCAAAAUUCGCAUUUCAUGUGUUUUGUAAUUCAUCAGAACUGUUAAGAAGAUAUGAAUUGAAAAUUACGAGCAGAAACUUUAAGCAAAUUAGUGAAAGUGUAAUUUUUGAAAAUGUUAAAUUUAGAAACAUUUUAAUAUCCGUGAAAAGUACAACGGAAUUUAAAGAUCUUGUAAGCGACAAUAUAUUCAAAAUAUUCACAAAUCAAGAAUCAAUUGAAAAAAUAACAGUUAGUAAUCAUGAUUGGACUUGGAAUGGUAUCCCACAUGACGUAUUUAAUGAGAUAUGUAAAAACUGUAAGAACUUGGAUCAUCUCGUGCUAGAAGGAGCAGGAACUGGUUCUUAUUUUGACAAUGACGAAUUUCCGUUUAAAAUUACAAAACUUGGGACAUCAAUGAUAACUUUUCACUGGUAUGUUGGCAUUAGGUCACCACGUGUUUAUUUUUUGGAGUCUCAAAAAGGAUAUUUAAAGGAACUGACGAUUCACCAACUUCCAUAUGAUUUCGAUGGUGGGAAAGUCCUGAAAUACAUUAUUGAGGAGAUGAAUUUGGAUAAAUUUAAUUAUGGUGAAAUUCCAUUAAUCCAAAAUGGACAGAAGCAAGCAAUUAAGGAAUUUGAAGCUUCUGAAAUCCAAAUUACUAGCGCCUAUGAAAUAGUCACACAUUUUACUUGCGAUAAAUUUAUCUUAAAACUCUCAAAUACAGACAUAUCAAGUGAUUCCAUAGAAAAGAUCAUAAAUCCAUCAACCAACAUAUUUGACAACAUUAAAGAAUUUGAAGUAAUUGACAACAGCUCAAACCGAGGAAUAUUUGGAGUAUUUUUAGGACUUUUCAGGAAUUUAAAGAACAUUCUAAAGCUUACAUUUAGAACUCAGGAUAAGAACAUCAACACAAUUUUUGAAUGUCUCAAAAUCAUGUCUAAUUUGGAAGUAAUCAACUUAACUUCAACAGCACCUAGAGCAUUGCAAAGGUAUCAAACAAUUUUGAAAAAGGCACCAAAACUUAAGAAAAUCUACAUUGCAAAGCAGACAGUUGAAGAUGCAAUUAAUGCAUUUAAAAACAGCCAAAUUGAAAUUUUUGACAUUGAAAAUUCACAAUGUCUAUGGGAUUUUACAUCAAAGAGCAAGUUGUUAUGUACGAGCGAUGGAUAUAAUCAAAUGAAGAUUCAAGAAACAAAGUUUCUGACUGGUGUAUGUUUUAAGGGUCAGACACUAUGGUGA
Molecule: messenger RNA, 1296 nt
Organism: Chironomus riparius
Lineage: Eukaryota; Metazoa; Arthropoda; Insecta; Diptera; Chironomidae
Source: the annotation of a GenBank genome assembly